AUCUUAUGACAGUGCCCCAUGUCCAUAUUAGUGGCCACUGAUUAGUGUUCCUCUGAAAUUUGUGAACGGCAGAAGCAGGUAGGGGUGUUGUGUCCACUCAUCACACGCGGUUCACAAAUCAUAUACCAAACCAGACACGAAACCCAGAUCAAUUGUUCCUCUGCCAUGGCUUCCCUUCUCAAAGUUCCUUCCUUUAUCUCUCCUCUACACCAAAAGUUGAAUAAUGUUAGCUUUUCUCCAACCACCACAAACAUGCAAUCCAAAUUUUAUCACGCUAGUGUAAGAAAUGGGAGAUGGCAUGUUCCUAGCGUGACAAUCAAAGCUCAGAUGGCUGUUGAAGGCGAUGUACUUGACAAAGAAUCCAUCUCAAUCAACGAUGAAAGUGAUUAUGGGGUUGUUAGCAUUCACCAUGUUGGAAUUUUAUGCGAAAGCCUAGAAAGAUCACUUGACUUUUAUCAAAACGUUCUAGGCCUUAAGAUAAAUGAAGCAAGGCCACAUGACAAGCUUCCAUACAGGGGUGCUUGGUUGUGGGUAGGCUCUGAGAUGAUUCAUUUGAUGGAGCUUCCAAAUCCUGACCCUUUAACUGGACGACCUCAACACGGUGGUCGAGAUCGCCACACGUGUAUUGCAAUCCGGGAUGUCGCUAAGCUGAAAGCUAUCCUUGAUAAAGCUGGUAUCCCCUACACACUUAGUCGUUCUGGAAGACCAGCAAUCUUUACACGUGAUCCUGAUGCAAAUGCUUUAGAGUUUACACAAAUAGAUGAUUGAUGCUUAUGGAUGUUACUUGCUUGGCCACUCCUCUGGCAGUCUAUAUAUGUCACCAAAAGGCAAAACGUAGAAAUAUGUAUGCAGAUGACUACAUGUAUGUAAAGGCUGGAGGGAUUGUAACUAUUAAGCCAUAGGAAAGUAGCCAGCUAUGCAGUGGCACUCGCAGCAGUAGAGUAUUAGUUCAUCUUAUUUUUCCAAAUUCCUACUUGGAAUAUGCUGUUGGCUUAUGGUCUCUUUUAAGGAUAAACGUAACGUGAAUAAUUAGAAAUAACUUUGAAGGACACGAGACUAUAGAAAGUGAUUUUUUCAGUCAAAGUAUUGGAGGAUCCAUGAAAGGAGAGCAUAAAAAGCACGUCAUAUAAAUGAGGAUUAUAAUUUAUUUUUGAGAAAGUUUAAAUAAUAGUCAGCGCGUUC
This is a messenger RNA of Abrus precatorius (Indian licorice), 1182 nucleotides long. RefSeq lists its product as uncharacterized. The record is from RefSeq and is a predicted model, not a curated record. NCBI's taxonomy places the organism in Eukaryota, Viridiplantae, Streptophyta, Magnoliopsida, Fabales, Fabaceae. Bases 166 to 768 code for a protein of 200 amino acids. The transcript has 5 exons.